Caenorhabditis sp. 36 PRJEB53466 is the source of this 3334-nucleotide messenger RNA. NCBI's taxonomy places the organism in Eukaryota, Metazoa, Nematoda, Chromadorea, Rhabditida, Rhabditidae. The record is from the annotation of a GenBank genome assembly.
AUGACCGUUCAUAAGUAUGUUUUGGCCGCGGACGAACUCAUUCGAAUUUUCCCGCCGUUUUUGCAAACGCGUCGUGUAAAAGCGUGAAUCUUUUUUUGAGAGUUCAAUGGUUUCCUCAACUCGAAGGAGAGAAUUAAAGAAAGAAAUGGUCAACGUCCCAGUUGAUGAUUAUUUCCUAGAAAAAUUCUCCGGCGAGUUAUCAGCCAAAGAACCCAUUGCACUGAAAGUUUCUGCUCAAAAAAGAUUCCCGCUUCUAUUGGACUUCUUCAAGUAAUCUUCAGAUAACCAUGAAAUAAGAUAACCAUGAGACCUUCAUUUUAGCCAAGAAUCGAUGUGUACAUUUCUUAGGCAAUUGUGAACAGAAGUCUAACACUUUCAGAAAAACGGCAAAGAAAGAAAAAGGCACAAAAGUGGAGAAGGUGAAGCCAAAAAAGGCGAAAUCCAAAGAUCACAAAAAGGAUAGAAAGGUUCGUGUUUAAAAUUUUAAAAUUAUUCGAAACAUUAGUUUUCCAGCACAAAACUCAAGACGGAAAAGUGAAAAGGGACAAGGAGAAAAAGCCGCGAAUCCAGGAGAGAGAGGCGAAGAAACGGGAGAAAAAGGAGAAAAAAGAGGAGAAAUUGGGAGCGGAGAAGAAGAAAAUUCGGGAACAAAAGGUACACAUAAACUUUCUUACCUACUUCAGUUUUUUCUGUUUUAGCGUCCGUCAAGCGCGAAUCCGGACAUUGCGCCCACCGUUUUCAUCGCGAAAAAAGCGGAAAAAGACGAGAAAAUCGAGAAAAAAUGGACGCCGCCGGAGCCGGAAAUGAAAACGGCCGAAAGUGCGUUGGUGACGGAAAUUCCGUCGGAAAAUUCGAUAAAAAAGCAGAAAUCGGGCAGUUUGAAAGUGGAAAAAACACAAAAGAGCGAGGAGGAGAAGGCGGCCGGCGGCGGCCGGCAGCCCAAUAUUGAGCCGUGGGUUUUUUUGCAAUUUUUUUCGGUUUCUGAAAAACUAUAUUAGUUUUCAGUAAUUCAGCAAUUCUAGUUCUUAUUCUAAUUCAGUCUAAAAAUCCAAAGCAAACUAAUCUAAAAUCAGUAAUAAAAAAAAUCUAAUUAAUAAAAAAUUACAGACAAAAAAAUCAGAGAUCUCCAAAUUCAGUAAUUAAAAAACAUCAGUAACAAAUUCAAUAAUUCAGUAAUUCAAAAAAAGAAAUUCAAAAAUUCAGAAAAAUCAGUUUUAAAAAAUUCAAAUUCAAAUUCAGUAAUUCAAUAUUUCAGUUAAAAAAACAGUAACAGAAAAAAAAUAAUAAUAAAAAAAGGAUUGUCAAAAAAGGAAAUUCUUCCAGGCAACCGCCUGGCGCCAAACAAAAUCCGACGUCGACGACGCCGAAUGACCGAGUCAAGAAUUUGUAUAAAAUACUCGAAGAAGUUUCAAAUGUAUGUUUACUUUUUUUUUUUGCUUGCUAAUGGAUACCGCCUUGAAAACAGUCCAUAACUUGAAAACCAAAGAUUUUGAAAGAUAGCACUCAACUGCAAAGUUGGUCGCAAUGAAAUUUGCAACAACUUUUCAGUUGACCAUUUCUGAGCAAUAGCGAUGGUUCUUGAGAUACAAGCCACAGAAUUUGAGUCAUCUUCUGUAGCAUGUAUAUAAAUAACUAACCAGUAUUUCAACAAAUGAUCAACUGAACACUUGUUGCAAAUCGUCUUGCAACCAUCUUUGUAGUUGAUCGCUAUUUUUCAAAGUUGUCCGUUUUCAAGUUAAGAUCAAAAAACAACGCGCUGUUCGCAAUCUGGCCGAAUUUCUAGGCCGCGAAGUAAUUUUCCACUGAAAACGUGGCCUAACUUUUCAAACUCGGCCACGAGGUCGCUAAAUUUGCACUGCAAAAAGAGUUUCUCAACAGAGCGCCAUUUCUGUGCGGUGCCCCUAUAAUAUCCAAGCCUUUGAGGUUGUUCACAUCGAAAAAAAAACGCAAAAAAUGUUCCAGACACACAGUACUCCGCCAAAAGAGGAUUCUCCGCCAAAAGAGGCUGCUCCGUCGACGCCGGAAGCGAAAACGCCCGAAACUGUGGGACCGCCAAUGUGGGUGAAAAGUCCGGAACUGGAAAAGACACAGUCUUCUGAUAGGCAAGAGGUUCGUUCGGUUUGUGGCAAACAAAUUCUAUUAUUUUUCUAAUUUUUUGAAAAAAUGUAUAAAAUUCCAGGUAACCGCCGCUCCGCCGGAUCCACUCCAAAAAGCCGUCGCCCAGCCCGAUGCGAAGAAAAAAUCGAUAGAAAUGAUGGAGAAGAAGAAGAAGAAGAUGAAGAAGAAGGACGACUCGGUGGACACGGUUGAAGCCGCCAAAAUUCCGACCGCCGAAUCGCCGACAAAAUCUGCCAAAUGUGAGGAAACGUUUUCUGCUUGGCUUGCGGCUCUCAGUGUCGAUUUACGCGCUGAAUUUAGCAUUAGCCAUUGGGGGGAGACGGUUGAUUUUGUAAAAAAAAAAUAGAAUUUUCUUGCAGCCAAACCGACAAGAACUGCGCUGCCGCUCCAUUCGAAUCCAAUUGUUCCGAUUUUCGCUCAAGAGGAGCACCAUUUCGCCCUUCAAAAAGUGGAUUUCGAUAUGAUCGCACGGACGGGAAUGUAUCUGGAACGGUUCGGAAUGAGCGAACAGAAAAAGGUGAGCGGCGAAACUUGAAGACAACUUGGAGAGAAGCGUCAGACCUGGGAAAAAGGCCUGGACUUUUGGACCACUUGCAAUGAUCCGACCGGGACCAAACUUUGCAGACUUCUUGGCCUUGAAUUGAUGUAUAUUGGGUCCAAGUUUCAGAACGAUCGGAUCUUUUGGUCCCGAGAUGCUCGGGCUACAAUUUUGCAAAACACGUCGGGACCAGAUGAUCCAAUCGUUCUGAAACUUGGACCCAAUGUACUUAUAUUCAAGCCCAAGAAGUCUGCAAAGUUUGGUCCCGAUCGGAUCAUUGCAAGUGCGUCAAAAGUCCACUGCGCUUCAGAAUAAGUUGAAUCGUCUGAAAGAAUCGAUAAAAUGUUCAGCAAGCUUUCGAUUGGAUCGCCUACAAUCGUCACAAUAUUCACGAAGAAGAGAAGCUCUUCUCGGCGAAUAUGUCCGUGGCGCUCGCGGAUAUUGGCGUCACCAAGUGAGCGGUUUUUUUUUAAAUGUUGUGACCACUACAAUAGUUAUUGUUCCAGAUCCCUACUGAUUCAAACGAUGAUGAUGCUCAAAAAUCGGGGCGAAAUGACGUCGGGCGAGCUGGAAAAGGUGCUGAAAUGUGUGAACGAGGGCGCCGACGAUCGAGUGUCCAUGUCGAAGGCGGCCUCGUUUUUGCGAAAAAAUUGCGACAAAUAUCGUGCGAAAAGUUGA